CAGCACAAGUCCUGUGGCGAAUGUCGAGAUACCAUUAUCAUUUCGCACUAAAGUGUUCUGUUGCAACCAUCUUGGGAGGGGAAGGCUUUCGCAGACCUUCGCAUAGCGCGCUUGACCGACGCGUUUGUCUGACUCCGAACCGACCUACUGGACCUCGAAAAUUUAAAUUUAAACUUAAAAGUUUCAAACUUGGAACGCUCUAUCUUUUUUUAAGAAAACACUGAAACAAUCAAAGGAAUAAAUAAGUAUGCAUCUAAAAAGUUACGCGUUCAGUGUGAGUGUGUUACUUCUGUGUGGCUUACAAACUUCGUGGACGGAAAACGAAGCCGCUGCUAUUGAAAGAAUAUUUUCAGCAUGCAAGAAGAAAACCCCAGAAUUCGAUGUCUGCAUGAAAAGAGCUUUCAACAAACUUCGACCGUACUUCAAAGUAGGUAUCCCCGAAAUGGGCGUAGCGCCUUUUGACCCCCAUUUCGCGCGGGAGGUGAAACAGACCAGAACCAUCUCUGGAAUGGGAUUCACGCUCACCCUUCGCGACGUGUACGAGAAAGGCUGGAUCACUUCUACCGUCACCAAAUACAAGACUGACUGGGAUAACGAGCGCAUUAUUUAUUCACAAUAUUUCCCUGAAAAGUGGUUAAAUGGUGACUACGAAUUCAAAGGCGACGCUUUCGGCCUCGGCGUGAUACGGACCGGACGAUGGAACCUGACAUUGCGCGACUACUCCCAGACGACGCGCAUCAAGCGCAGCGGCGCAGGAGUCGAUGUGCACGUGGAGGUCGACCACAUCGGCGAUAUGGAGAUACAUGUCGGCAACUUGUUGAGGGGCAACGGCAUUUUGGAGCGAAUGCUGGACCGUGUGAUAAACGCGACGUGGAAGCCAGGGUUUGCGGUGAUCCGGCCGCUCAUCAACGACCUCGUCAGCACCGCCUUCACCGACAUAUGGUCCCACUCCUUCAAGAACUUCCCCUUGGACCAGUUCAUCAAAGAUUGAGUGAACUAAAGAACUUGAUGGACUAAGUUUUAUUUCAGGAAACUAGCCUAAAGAGAUUGUGAUACAUAUUAUUAUGCAAUAGUCUGGAUAAAUUAAGACUCGUUUUCUAAAGAGUGAAUUUUAUGCACUACCUACAUAAAAUGCUGCACUUUGGGCUGCACUAUAUCCAGGCUUGUUAUUUCUUAGUGAAAGUGUGUACCUAAUAGGAUCAACAAAGGAAAACAGAAUUCAGCUUGUAUGUAUGAUGAUAAAGCCAUAGCAAAAUCGUGCCAGUAAUAGGUUUAAACAAUUGUGAUUGCAGUUAUGUUGUAUGUGUAUUGUGUACCUAAUUUAGAAUAAGCUUUGUUUAUGUAAGUAAACAUCUGUAUAAAAUAAUUACCUUCUAGUCAAUGACUUUGGCAAGCGCUUCGCAUUGGAGGGGGUAAAAAGAAAGACCGUAUGUAUAUUACAUAUCUCAAUAUUAUAUUUAUUAAAAAAUAUAACCUAACUAUAUAUAUGACUUUAUAUUUAAAUUCAAUCAACAAAUAACUCGCACGUUCGUCGAAACUGGAAUAUUCAACCUCAGUCUUCCAACACAAAUGAACCCAAGCCAACAGACUCGCAACAACAACUGCGUCCCUCGAGCCUCACUCCAUAAAUACAUACAUAUAUUAUAACAUUGCACCUUCAAUUUUUCAUAUUAUAACCCAGAAAUAGUAUUACACAAAAACAUGCCAUCAAAAAGUCUUAUUUUUCAUUUAUAGCACUGUGUUCCGUUUAGUAACAUAUAAAACUUCGAAUACAACCCAUUCAUUGACAAUGCUUUCUUAAGUCUAUGCCAAGAAGCAACGUGUACUCUACACAACAAAAUAUACAUAAGUACAUAGAUUAGUCAAACCGAGAGUCCAUCUGGUACGAAGCGUAAUUCUGUGAGAUCCGUGUCAUCGCACGGCAACACAACAACACGAGGGGAACAACAAAUAUUGUCAGAAUACUACUUUAGGACCCUGUGGACCGUCAUAAUGACGCAACAACUUUUAUACGGACUACAAUCGUUGUAACAUUUGAUUAUUACUAGUCCGAGUAGAAUGUUAAACCUGGACCGUAUUGGAGGCGAAUGCAAAACUCCUUGAUGACAGUUAUGCUAAUGGCAGGUUUUGCGGGCUUCGUUCACAUCAGAGCGACCUGACAUGAACACAAUACUGGCAGGUAUGACUUAUGCAAGCGUAACAUGAGGGUCUCGCCAAUACAAACACACUACAUCAGUUACAGAGUUUACAAAAACAUUACAACAAUCAUUAAAAUUUUGAAAUUACCAAAGGUCGUAUUAAUUAAAGCUAAAGUCCGCUUAGGAAGUGGGUAUUUUUUGCCAAACAAUAUUACAUAGGCGUUGGUUUGAUAUAGUAUAGGCGUUUCAACAGCACAUGCACAUUUGAUAUCAUUUAAUACGGCAAUUACCCAGCCAAUGCGACGAAGCUCAGACAAAAAUGUAAAUGUGCGGUUACCUUUAUCAAACGAUAAUUGACAGUAAACAAUAGUUUUUUCAAAUGUUAUAAUUAACCAGUCAUCAGCAUGUUUUAUUGCAUAUUGAAUUUCUGCAAAAAUGCUAUGAUAACAAAUCAAAUUUUAACACCCUAUGUAUUAUUAUUACAGUAUAUGCCACGUCCAAAUGUACAAUUCCAUGACAAACUUUUAUGAUAUCUAUUUCUGUGUACAAUGUUCCAAACUAUAUUAGUGUAUUUUUGUACAUUUCACAAAUUUUGAUUGUCCAUUUCCAGAUUAUGUUUAAAAAUGUAAAAAUAGUGAUAAGCA
Messenger RNA from Ostrinia nubilalis (European corn borer), 2782 nucleotides. RefSeq names its product circadian clock-controlled protein daywake (gene Jhbp16). The record is from RefSeq and is a predicted model, not a curated record. The coding region runs from base 248 to 991 and encodes 247 amino acids. NCBI's taxonomy places the organism in Eukaryota, Metazoa, Arthropoda, Insecta, Lepidoptera, Crambidae. The transcript has 6 exons.